Messenger RNA from Scleropages formosus (Asian bonytongue), 3880 nucleotides. Its product is annotated as solute carrier family 12 member 9-like. The record is from RefSeq and is a predicted model, not a curated record. Gene Ontology annotation, cellular component: membrane. Lineage: Eukaryota; Metazoa; Chordata; Actinopteri; Osteoglossiformes; Osteoglossidae. Gene Ontology annotation, molecular function: potassium:chloride symporter activity. The coding region runs from base 420 to 3197 and encodes 925 amino acids. Gene Ontology annotation, biological process: potassium ion homeostasis; chloride ion homeostasis; cell volume homeostasis. The transcript has 15 exons.
GGUCCCGUGACUCGGCGCCGCUGGAGAUGCUGCUCGUUUCGGUGGGAUGAUGCUGCAGAGGCGCGCAUCUGAGGCGAGUGAAGAGACGGAGCUCCGGCGCCGGCGCGGUAACAACAACAGUCACUGACUGACUGACUGACCGACGUAGAACGACCGCCGGCGUCUCUCCACGACACGAGCUCUGUGACAGUCUGUCUUCGCCGCCUUUAUCUUCUUUGCAUUUAUUUCGAGCUCUUUACUUCCUUAGUUUAUAUUAAUAUUUAUUUCGACUCGAGCUCUUGACCUGCUUUGCUGUAAAGUUUACGUACUUCGUCGUCUUUACCUCUCUGGUCUGGGGGUCGGCACGUGACGUGACGAGACGAAGAAGAGCGGAUUUUUCAGCGCGAGCUGCGAGGAGGGGCGCCGGGAGGCAGGCAGCGAUGUCCAACGAGCACUCGCCCCUCCUCACCUAUGGCCUCUUCGCUGUGGGGAGUGACACCGGUGGGUCGGGGCUGGAAUCGGGACGGGGCCCCGGGGGGGCCGCCGCCGCCGCCUCCUCCUCCUCGGCCCGCAGUCUCAACACGUUCUUUGGCGUGGUUGUGCCCACGGUGCUCUCCAUGUUCAGCAUCGUGCUCUUCCUCCGCAUCGGGUUUGUGAUUGGCCACGCGGGGCUGCUGCAGGCUCUCAUUAUGCUGGCUGUGGCCUAUGUCAUCAUCUCCUUGACGAUCCUCUCCAUCUGCGCCAUCUCCACCAAUGGAGCGGUACAGGCGGGUGGGGCUUACUUCAUGAUCAGCCGAUCGCUGGGCCCAGAGUUUGGUGGCAGCAUCGGCCUCAUGUUCUUCCUGGCCAACGUGUGUGCCUGUGGGGUCUACGUGCUGGGCUUGGUGGAGGCCAUACUUGACGUCUUUGGGCAAGACGCAGGUUCCUCCAUGGGGGAUGGUCUCCGACUUCUGCCCCAGGGCUAUUGGUACACGGUGCUGUACGCCUCAGCGGUGCUCCUGCUCUGUCUGCUGGUGUGCCUGGUGGGGGCACACCUCUACUCUCGCGCCUCCUUCCUCAUCCUGCUCGUGGUGACGCUCUCGCUGGUCUCCAUCAUCAUCAGCCCCUUGGCCCUGGGUCCACGCAGCUUUGUCAUCAGCCACCAGGGUGGCGCCAACAGCACCAUUGUCUACAAUACCAGCUACACGGGCUUCAGCCGCAGCACGCUGAAGAACAACCUGGGGACGGGUUACUCGCUGGAUUACAGCACCGGCACAGUCAUGACCUUCGCUACUGUGUUUGCCGUUAUGUUCAACGGCUGCACUGGCAUCAUGGCCGGGGCCAACAUGUCAGGAGAGCUCAAGAACCCCAGCGUGUCCAUCCCCAAAGGCACCAUUAUUGCAGUGGUCUACACCUUCUUUGUUUACCUGCUGCUCUUCCUACUGGUCAGCUCCACCUGUGACAGGGUCCUGCUCGUCCAAGAUUAUGGUUUCCUCCAGCGCAUCAACAUCUGGCCUCCUUUCGUCACCAUCGGGGUGUACUGCACCUCUCUGUCCGCUGCCAUGAGCUCUAUGAUCGGGGCAUCCCGCAUUUUGCAUGCUCUGGCUCUUGAUCAGCUUUUCGGCCUGCCGCUUUCUCCAGCUGCCAUCACGUCAAAGUCGGGGAACCCGUGGGUGUCAGUUGUGUACACCUGGGCUCUGGUGCAGUGUGUGGUCUUUGCCGGACAACUCAACUCCGUCACGAGCCUGGUGACUGUUUUCUACUUGCUGGCUUACGCCGCGGUUGAUCUGGCAUGUCUCGCCCUCGAAUGGGCUUCUGCCCCCAAUUUCAGGCCCACCUUCCAGUUCUUCUCCUGGCACACGUGUCUUCUGGGCAUCAUGGGAUGUGUGGUGAUGAUGUUUGUCAUCAACCCUGUGUACUCCUCGGCCAGCAUUGCACUUCUGCUGCUGCUGUUAGUCUUUAUCCAUUACAGAGCACCCACCAGCAGCUGGGGCUACAUCAGCCAGGCGCUCAUCUUCCACCAGGUGCGUAAAUACCUGCUUAUGCUGGAUGUGCGCAAGGAACAUGUGAAGUUCUGGAGGCCACAGGUCCUACUGAUGGUGGCAAACCCACGGUCCUCCUGCCAGCUCAUCACCUUUGUGAACCAGCUUAAGAAAGGCGGUCUCUUUGUGCUAGGACACGUGCAGCUGGGAGACCUGGACACUUUGCCCUCAGAUCCAAUUCAACCUCAGUACAACUUCUGGUUGAGUCUGGUCGACAAGCUCGGAGUGAAGGCCUUUGUGGACCUGACUCUGUCUUCGUCUGUGAGACAAGGAACGCAGCACCUCCUCCGCAUAACGGGCCUGGGCGGCAUGAAGCCCAACACGCUGGUUCUGGGAUUCUAUGACAGCUGUGUUCCCGAAGACUACUUCCUGCAAGAUCCAGCCUUCUGCGAGGGAGUGGGAGGGCUCAGCAGUGGCACGGGGGACAACUUUGGCGUUGACUUGCCUUCUUUGCAAGCUCACUUUCCCCCUGUCCGCAGUCUGGAGUGCCCCCGCUGGCUCUCCCCAGAGGAGUAUGUGGGAAUCGUCUCUGAUGCCAUCAAGAUGGGCAAGAAUGUGUGUUUGGCCCGCUACUUCUUCCAGCUGGAGGGCGAAGGGAGUGGCGUGGCAGCUGUGUCUGGGCUGGAGAGAACCAUCGACGUGUGGCCUCUCAACCUGCUCAGGCCCGAGAACAGCGGCUACGUGGAUGUCUGCAGCCUUUUUCUGCUCCAGAUGGCAUGUGUGCUGAACAUGGCCAGCAAGUGGCGCCACGCCCGGCUGCGCAUCUUCCUCUGCGUGGAGUCCGAGUCCGGGGACCAGGGCUGGUUGGCGAAGGAGGAGACGCUGCGGGAGCUGCUCGGGAAGCUGCGCAUCCGAGCAUCCAUUAAGAUUGUGGCCUGGGACGCGGUGGUGAGGUUGUACGGGGCGGGCAAGGAGGGGCGGGCUGGCACCCCGGGCGGAGGAGAUGUGGGGGAGGGUGAAUUGGGGGGCUGGGCCAGGCUGCCCCCAGGUGUGUCUGAAGAGUACUUGUCAGGAGUGAACAGUCUGGUGAAGGAACACAGUGCGUUAGCUGCGGUCCGCUUCUUAUACCUCCCCCGCCCCCCUGCUGGAUCCAGCCAGUCACAGAAGUACCUGUCUCAGCUGGAGACUGUAACGCAAGGCCUUGGCCCCACCCUCCUGAUUCAUGGUCUCACUCCAGUUACAUGUACAGAGCUCUGAAUGCUGCCUUCAUCUUCUUGACAUUUGUCUCUCUCCUUUCCUCCGUGCAUGUGUGAGUGAGAUAGACAAACAAAGCAGGUGGGUUUCUGUUCCUGGGUGUGUGUCUCUUGUGUUUCUCUAUUGCCUUGUUCAAGUUUCUUUCCGUGGAAGAGUACUGACGCUUGUGUAACACUGCAUAGUUUUUUAUAGUUGCAUUGAGCCCUCAGCAUCAGCAGCUUGAGUCUCGUGUUUACUGAUGCGCUCUCAUUCUCCGGGAGGCGCUGUGACCCACUUCUUCCAGUGCUUUAACUUGGCUCUGAGGCAUGGAGUGGGACAAAUGUGUGAAUGUCUUCGGCUGACCAGAAACGGAGGAAGGCCGCAUUCGCACCCCUGCGGAGACCCCAUGUAUGUAUCUAAUCAGCCCCGUAACCUCCCUCUAUCUUCUUUGAGAGUGCCUGUUCAAUUCCUGCACAUGUUUUGGAGGACAGUUGGGAAAAAAGCUGCCAAAAAUGGUCAGGUGGACCAACGAUUGUAUCCGAGGUGUCAUGCAGUGUGCAGUGGUCACGUGAGAGAGCCCAGUUUAUCAGUCCUGUCUUUGUUUGUCUGUCCAUUCCAUCUUCAGUCCUGUCUUCUUUCCAGUCCAUUCUCAAGAUCUGGUACAUCUGCCUCUUUGUGUCUCACUGGACUGAAUGUAGAGCACAGCC